CACAAGGCAUCCUGAGAUGAGUUUUAUACGGACUGUUCUUUCAGGGCUGAGGAGUGUCCGACUUGAGCAGGGAAGCAUCCCAGAUCCGGAGCGGGACAAGGCACAAAACCACAGGGAAACGAGAAGGAAACACAGGAAAAAAAUUGAAGAUGCAUUCAGGAUUGGAUGAAAUGACCAGGCAGAGGAUGCUGCAAGCCAAAACUCUGUCUCAGGAGGCACGAGGAGGGUUGAACUUGGGGAAGAAGAUCAGUGUUCCUAAAGACGUGAUGAUGGAAGAGCUUAACCUUUUGUCCAAUCGAGGCUCCCGCAUGUUCCAAGAGAGACAGAGGAGAGCCGAGAAGUUCACGCUAGAGAAUGUUAUCAAUGGACCUUACAACACCAAUGUACCUCUAGAGCUCAGUCCCCCCCAGCAUAUGGUCCCCAUGCAGCAGGGAGGAAAAGAAAACCAGACUUUCUCCAUCCCCGGUAAGCACAGCCUGGUCAUGAACCUUCAGAAGACUGUAGCAAAGAAGGGCAGUCCCGAUGUCCUGGCUCCAGGCUACUCCGGACCCCCAAAGGAAAUUCCACAUGAGAAGUUCAACACAACAGUAAUCCCCAAAUCCUACUGCUCUCCGUGGAGGGAAGCUUUGGGAAGCAACGAAGAGCUUCUGAACGCCCUGAAUACCCAGCUGCCACAACCCCCACAAAGACUACAGCCUGCCAAUUACAGGUGCUUCAACAGAACUCCAGUGCCAUUUGGCGGCACAAUGGCCAGCAAGAGAGUCAUCCCGGUUAUUGGCUUUGAGGCCGUGGAGUCCCAGAACCUUCCCGGCCUUGCUCUGGACCGCAUGUGCCGACGGCCAAACUUCAACAGAGCACCACGAGGAUGGGGAAUUGACUACAGCCCUGAAUCUAAUGAGCUAUGACAGUGACUUUAUGAGAUCAAACCUGAAGCACGAACCUCUGUCCUUACGAUGAUCCCUCUGUUGAUCGCUACAAGCAAAAAGAGAGGCUGAAAAAAAUAACACUCUAGCAUAAUAGUGGUUUGCAACUGAUGAGUGUUGUGCGCAUACUGAGGUAGGCGCUGAUGGACGGAGUCACAGGUUUACAAUGCCUUGCAGAAGUAUUGAUAUCCAUUAGGAAUAGGUUGUAAAACAACAUCGCAAGUUUUGAAUAAUUCCUCAAAGCUCUGAUCAACCUACCAUCUGACAAUAGAAAACGUAUAGUGCAACCACAAAUCUACCAUGACAUGGUCUUCCCCUUUAACUGACAGUUCAGACGGGGAGAUAAUUAUUCAGAGAAGCAGCCAGGUGGCCUACUGCAACUCUGCAAGAGCUGCUGAGAUUGAUAGCUCAGGUGGAUGAAACUGUUCACAGGACAACUAUCGGACAUGCACUGCACAAAUCUGGUCUUUAAGGAAGAGCAGCAGGAAGGGAAUUUGAAGAAGCCAUGAAAUGAAGACAGCAAACAUGUGGCAGAAGGUACUCUGGUCAGAUCAGGCAUAGAAAAAUGUUUCCCCAAUAAUCAAAAUCCUAUUUUUUUGGCAGAAAACUAACAGCACACCAUCCUGAACCAACUAUCCUCAAGGCUAAGGCAUGGUGGUGGGAGCUUCAUGCUGUAGGAAAGCUAUUCUGUAGCAGGGAAAUGAAAACCAGAUUUACCUAGAUGGAGCGUAGACCCAAAAUAUUUAGUUUUAGUGGAAUGUUUUAGAUCACGAGCUUAGAAUGGCCCAGUCAAAAACCAGGCCUGAAUCCAGUUGAGAAUCUUGAUGUCUAGUUUUACUGAACCUGACCCAGAGUGGGCAAAAAAUCUCAAUCUCUAUAGAUAUGCAAAAAUGGUAGAGAUAUACCCCAAAGGACUUGUAGCUGUAAUUGCACUGAAAGGCGGUUCUACAGAGUAAUGACUCCAGGUGGCUGAAUGCAAAUGCAUGCCCCAUUUUUCAGACUUUAUUUAAAAAAAAAAAAAAAAAAAAGAGCUGAAAACCAUUUAUCUACUUCCUUCCACCUCACAAAUAUGAACUACUUUGUGUUGAUGUAUAACAGAAAAUUGCAUUAUAACACAUUGCAGUUUGUGGUUUUGACAUGUUAAGUGGUUUAGGGAGAAGUAAUACUUUUGCGAGGUGCUGUAUAAAGUGAUUCCUACAUGUUUUCUUACCCAUCAAAACUCCUCUGUCCUCUCUUCUGGUUUUAGUUUGUGGAUUUAAUUCUUCUCUAAAUACAACCGCCAAGAGAAUGCAGUAAUAAAUGUACAAGAUGAUAAUUAUUGACAAGAGUGUCAUUUUAAUGAGAAGUGAAAACAUGUAAAGAAAAAUUUACAAUAAAGUCAAUAUGAUGUUCAA
Messenger RNA from Girardinichthys multiradiatus, 2317 nucleotides. Its product is annotated as myozenin-2-like. Gene Ontology annotation, molecular function: telethonin binding; actin binding; FATZ binding. NCBI's taxonomy places the organism in Eukaryota, Metazoa, Chordata, Actinopteri, Cyprinodontiformes, Goodeidae. Bases 150 to 905 code for a protein of 251 amino acids. Gene Ontology annotation, cellular component: Z disc; actin cytoskeleton. The record is from RefSeq and is a predicted model, not a curated record. The transcript has 6 exons.